Rhagoletis zephyria (snowberry fruit fly) is the source of this 3863-nucleotide messenger RNA. Its product is annotated as histone-lysine N-methyltransferase 2D-like. The record is from RefSeq and is a predicted model, not a curated record. NCBI's taxonomy places the organism in Eukaryota, Metazoa, Arthropoda, Insecta, Diptera, Tephritidae.
CGUUCGCUUUGGAUUCGGUUUCCGUACGGUUGCUCCAUAAUAGUUUGUUUUUUUGUUUAGGAAAACUUAUUGAAAUUAGUAAUUGUGUGCUUAAGCAGUGCAUUUAAGUGAACGUUAUGUUGAUAAGUAUAUAUUUAACAAAGAACGCUCUUAAAACUGAAUUGUGUUGAAUAACACCUUAAAAAAACAAAGUUGUGGUACCACUAUCUGCUACUGGUGUAAAAUACGCAGUCCUAGUGGGACCAUUGUUUGCGCCAAAACAAAAGGCUGAAAAUGUCAACCACAAUACAAUUGCCGCUGAAGAUUUUCGCGGAAAAACAAACGGAAAACGGAAUGUCAAAAUGCAUUUACCAUCCAGAUGUCGCUAUUGGAGCAGCGCGAUGGCGGCCUUGUGCGCGUAUUCGAAGUUCGAAAUAUCGAAAGUAUUCAUCUUCAAAUGUCAUUUGUCGGAGUGCGGAGCGGGGAAGUUUACUCGAUUUCCACGCCAUAUUUGAUUUCUACGCAAGAAGAAAGCAAUUUUUCUGUGAGGUUUUAACCUGAUAUUGGUGUCAUAAUUGGAAUUAUACAAAAUGUCCUGUGUAUAGAACUGCCGGAAAAGAUUAUCAGCAAUUAAAUAGCAAAUCGUUAACAUCGAUAUUGUGCCAUUAAAUAGAGGGCCCCCAAUGGCGCAAUAUUAUCAAAUACAAAAUCUCGAUGAUUUAAAGCAGAUCUACGCAGAUGUCCAAGUGGUGCACGUUGCAAGCGAGGAUGCUGGUGUUGGUGGCCAUACUCGACCACAGCAAUUACUUUUACCCGAAGACCAAUUAAUGCUAAACGAAGGUCAACAAGUAGUAUAUCAGACAGCCAAUGUACCAGCACAGCAACAGUACCAGCAACAGCCAGCUGCAUCAACCACACAAUAUAUAAUCGGUGAUGAAAUAUCGCAGCAACAGCAGGCGGUACAACAUCAACAACAAGUGAUGUAUGAUCAUCACCAUCAACAACAACAGCAACAGCAUUAUGUUCAUGAAAGCCAACAAAUGCCGCAGGAUCAUCACCAAUUGGCACAACAGACGCAGCAACAACAACAGCCGCAAUUGUAUUAUACCACCGAGCCGAUAUUACAACCGAAUUCAUUGGUUCAACAACAACAGCAACAGGAAAUGCAACAUCAGCAGCAACAACAGCAGCAGUUGCAUGUGCAACAACAACAAUAUCAGCAGCAGCAACAGCAACAAAUUGUACAUCAGCAACAUUCAAUACAGGCGCCACAACAGCCUCAACAAAUUGUUUAUCGCAUGCAAACACAACAACCACAAACUCAACAAACUCAGAUGCUUAACAAUGCGCACGUCAUAUUGCAACAGCCUUCGGGUCAACAAGUUUUAAUUCAAUCUCCACAACACUCGGAAAUAAUUAUGCGUCAGCCCAUGCCACAGCAACGCAUUAUCUAUAACACAAAUCGUGUUUUGUAUUCACCUCAACAGCAACAACAACCGCAGACUCAGGCUGUACUUCAGCAAUCUCCGCAAUCGCAUCAGCAACAUCCGCAGCAGCAACAGCAGCAUAUACAAUUACAAACAUCUUCCACCACAACACCUAUGCACACGACAGCGCGCCUUGUUCAGACGAGAGUAGGUGCCUCGCCCCAAGAGACAGUCCAGCAACAUCAACAGCCCCAACCUCAACAAAAUGUUGUGUUUCAUCCCAUUCAGGCAACCGCAGUUCAGAAUCCUCAGCAGUUAAAGCCCCAGUUGCAGCAGCAAUCUCCAUUGCAAAUGCAGCAGCAACCGCAGCAACAAUUGGUGGCAACAGCAUUGACUGGGGGAGUGUCUGGAGGUGGUGUUAUGCGCGGUGCUAUUCGUAAUAAGUCACCACGCGGAGGUGGUGCUCUUGGUGGUACGCAUACUCUGAUCGCUCGUAUGCCUGCUGCUCCGGUAAGUCGGGCUGUGCGACCGCAGAUGACUGCAUCAAUGCAGCCACAACUACACCAGCAAACACCCCGUGCACCACGGCCCCGAGGAGGCGCAAGCGGUACAAGAGCACGUGGUGCCGCACGUGGAGGACGCGGUGGAGCAUCGCUCGCUGGAAGAGGAACACAGGUAACGGCAACAAUAGUGCAGCAACAACAACAAUCUCAACAAUUACAGCCACAACAGCAAAUAUCAACUUCACAGCAACUCAUACAGAACGCCGUAGUUCAGGGCAAAAAUAUCACAAUUUUAAAUCCACAAGGACAAGUGAAACACAUAUAUCGCAACAUUGCCGAAACGCCCCAGCAACAGUUGCAGUUACUAGCAAGUUCCGCGCAGCAGCAACAACGGGCAACGCAGCUGGUAGGUGCCCGCUUCCGUGCUCCAAUUGUUACCGCAGGAAGUGGUGCGGCAAGCAGUAACAGUUCCGGUAGUAGCAGUGGUAACUAUGAAUUGGACUUAGAAGACAGUAUUCAAGCGGUUGUGGUGAAGAAGGAUCAGCAAAAACCGGCGGUUUCGACCGCCAACAUUACAAACCCCCCCGUAGGCACCACACUGACUAGCUACUACACCAAAGAGGACGAUGAUACGCGUUUGGUACGCACCCAAAAUGGCACAUGUAUUACCUUGGCCGAGUAUCGCAAACGUCAUCCGCCCACGGCUGGAUCGGCCACUACAACUACAGCCACUAUUUUGCAAAUGAAAGCCCCACUACGCGCGAGUGGACCACAACCACCCAAUAAAAUGUUACCGACGCAUGCCUCCGGAAGUACAGGGAUGGUGCCAAUCGCACGGGUCGCACCCCAACAAGUUCAACAGCCUCAACAGUCACAACAAUCGCAAAUGCCUACGACAACUUCAACGUCGUCCUCAGCAGUUCACCGCACUUCGCACAACAACUACGAAAUUCACACACAACAUGUCAUGCAGAAUCGGAACAAUACGCAAAUGGCGGAGAAAGAUCGAAAUAGCGCUAAAAUGUUGGUAAUAUUGGUGUCUGGUGAACAACGUCUCAUAACAUUCACAUUGCCACGUGAAUCUUGUACCGUUCAAGAUCUACUCGAACAAGUUGGAGUGCCAUUUGAUAGUUCAACAACCAUACAGUGCGUGGAGAAUCCUGGUGCAAAUAUCGAUUUUGUUGUCACUGUCGGGUUUUCAGUUCAGGAAUCUGCCAGCGAGUUAAUAUCGCGCGCAGAACAGACUUUGCAAAUGAAUAGACAACAAGAUGCAACUGCCGCUAGCAGCUUAGCGGCAACUAAUUCUGCUUCUGCUUCAGUUAGCAGCGGAGGAAAUACAACUGUUUCACAGGGCACCAUUCCACAGCCAACGGCAACUGCUAGUUAUGGGAAUCCGGCGAAUAGUGCAGCUCAAACUGCUAAUUCUACUGUUGUCCCUGAAACGGCACAUAAAGAUGCACAUACUAACAGUCCAGCAACAACCAGUACUACUAACAAAUCUUCCACAGUACCAGCAGCAACAGAGGAUGUACCCCGUAAAAUUAUACAAGGAUUUCUUGCUGUCUGUCAAAGCUGCGGCUUUAGCGGAUACGACCAUGCUAAAUGCGAACGCUGCAAAAGAGUUUUCCUCGAUCCACCGAAGCGUGUCCCAUGCGUGAAGAGUUUAGGCAGUAACACCACUUCAACGGCUGGUGAGACGACUGCGACUAAAGCCAUUGGCAGCAGUGAGCUUGCACCAAGCGAAAAACGUCGUGGAAGUGAUUUAUUAGCACGAGCUCAAGCUAAAAGUGCUCUUAGCUACAGCAACAGUGCCGCUAGCAGUGGUACCCCGACGCGCGGACGUGGUGGUCCGGGCGGUGCUGGACGGGGUCGCAGUACUCGCAGUGGACGUCGAGCUGCCGAAAUUGAACCAGUAAUUCUCACGCUAAGCAGUGAUGAAGAAGAUGACGAUGAA